ACUCGAUUACUGGUAUGAUGCAUUUUCAGUUUUCUUUACGUUUUUUCUUAUGUGAGGAACCCUGAAAGGGAAAAUACACUGAAAAUGGCCUGGAAAGUUUUGGUGUGCCUGGGUGUGAAAGAGUUAUAAGGGAAAGAAAACGAAUUAUGCGAUGUCCCGCUGCCUGAUUGUGUGUGCGAGAUUGUAAAAAAUCGUUCUGAUAAAUCGUUUGCAUACAAGUGUGAAGUGUGGGUUUAAAUUAUCACAUGUGCAAACUAUUUCACUUAUUUCAUAACACAUAUUUCACUUAAACUUAUUGACUUCUCUCGGUGGGUCUUGUCCUCAAGAUUACACCGGCGAUAUAUUUGGUUAUUACAUGAGAUCCGUAGCCAAAGAAAAACGCGUUAUUAUAAAAUUGGAAUAACCAAUUUUCGAUGUUUGCAAUUAGUUUAGGGGAAGAGUUUUGGACGGAAGAAAUCUGCUGUGUUUAUUCAGAAGUACUUAAAUAGAAAGAGGGGAUCUGUGCUGUUUUAAGGGUUUGCAAAUAAUUUGUGGAUUGACUGUGUCUGACUCCUGGAUAUCUCUUAGGCUUUUGCUGGUCUUGAUGGCAAAUUAUGAGUGCACAUAACAUUCUGUGCCCAUCUAAUGUCUAAAAAUAUUAACAUAUUAUAAACCAAGUAGGCUACAUGUAGUCCGCUCUGCGCGAACGGGGCAUCUACCACUUUAUAGGUACGUGAAUACGGCUAUCACGGAAAGUAAAGUUUGCAUGAGUUUUUUGGGGGGACGGCGUGCUUCUGUCCUGGUGAACACUGACAGCCGCCAUGGGAACCAAACAGACGAAGGGAAUGGGGCAGGAGGCUGGGCCAAGUCCCCAGCACGGGCCGUGGAAGCGGACGCCAACCAAGGAACGGGGCGAUAUCUUUGCCUCUUUAAUGCUGAGGUCGGGGGAUCGGUUCAGCCGUGGCGGGACCCCUCCUCCCCCAUACCAGCGACGCAUCGGGAUGAUCCAGGAGAUGAUGAUGAUGGCCAAACAGGGGAAGCAAGAUGAGGCGACAGAGCUGCUGAAAACGCUCCGACAGGACCUGGGAAUGGAGUCCACAUCUCUGGAUGAUGUCCUAUACCGUUACGCCAGUUUUCGCAACUUGGUGGACCCCAUCACCCAUGACCUCAUCAUCAGCCUGGCCAGAUACAUUCACUGCCCAAAGACGGAGGGUGAUGCCCUGGGUGCAAUGGAGAAAGUAUGUCGGCAGCUGACCUAUCACCUGAGCCCCCAUUCGCAGUGGAGACGCCAGGGCCUGCUGAAGAGGAAGCCCCAGGCUUGUUUGAAGGUGGUACUGUCUUCCCCUCCCCCUGCUGGAGCGUUGGACCUAUCAGGUAUACCGCUUGGUGUGCGGGACAUGGAGCGGCUGUGUGCCUACCUGCAGCGCCAUGCGGCCCGGAUCUGUAGCUUGGAGCUGGGCUUCACUGAGCUGACCGAUGAGGCCUUCCUCCUGCUGCUGCCGACCCUCAGCUCCCUGCCCUACCUAGAGACGCUGGCGCUCAAUGGGAACCGCCUGACCCGCGCCGUCCUCAAGGAGCUCACGGACAACUUGAAGGACCCGGGCAGCUUCCCCAGCAUCACCUGGAUCGACCUGGGCAACAACGUAGACAUCUUCUGCCUGCCUCAGCCCUUCCUCGUCAGCCUCCGCAAGCGUUGCCCCAAGCAGGGCAACCUCCCCACCAUCCUGGAGUUCGGGGAGAGCCAAGCCAGUGAACCCGAGAGCAGGGCCGAUGAAGAUGCCGAGGGAGAUGAGGGGCUCAGGACAGAGAGCAUGGGGGAACUGAGGUCUGAGGUGGAGGGCGAUAUGGAUGGAGAGACGGAGAUAGAGGAGAUGAUGGAGGAGCUGCUGGACUUUGAUAGAGAGGUGCAGGGGAAGGAGGAUGAAAUGGAGGAGGACAGCAUGUGGACAAUGGAGGAACAGGGGAAGGGAAAGAGAAAGAUGGGUGCACAAGGAUCGAGAAAGGGACAGAUGGCCACUAAAGCAGAGGGAGAGGAAGACCUCCAGAGCCACUCAUCCCAGCUGUCCUAUUCCAGCCAAUCCCAGCUAUCCUCUGGACACACUGAGCCCAUGGACUUGAAUACGGGGGAUCAGGUGACUACCCAGACAGACAAUCAAACCUGA
Messenger RNA from Megalops cyprinoides (Indo-Pacific tarpon), 2141 nucleotides. RefSeq names its product leucine rich repeat containing 75A (gene lrrc75a). The record is from RefSeq and is a predicted model, not a curated record. NCBI's taxonomy places the organism in Eukaryota, Metazoa, Chordata, Actinopteri, Elopiformes, Megalopidae. The coding region runs from base 801 to 2141 and encodes 446 amino acids. The transcript has 4 exons.